Molecule: messenger RNA, 2280 nt
Organism: Arachis stenosperma
Lineage: Eukaryota; Viridiplantae; Streptophyta; Magnoliopsida; Fabales; Fabaceae
Product: serpin-ZX-like
Exons: 3
Coding region: 813-2087 (424 amino acids)
Molecular function (GO): serine-type endopeptidase inhibitor activity
Source: RefSeq, a predicted model, not a curated record
UUUUUUAUUUAUCUUUUUAAUUUGUAUAUAUUUAAUAAAAUUUAUAGUUAAAUAAAAUAUAAUUGAUUUAAAAUUAAGUGAUUUUAUAAUUAAAAUAAAUUGAAUAUAAAUAAAAUAAAAGAUUACUAUAAUAUAUUGAAAUUUGUCCAUAAAAUUACAAAAGACAUUGCAGCUGGGUGGUGGAGUCGUUCUCGUUGCAUUCUAAACUCCAGGGUUCGAAACCCAUGGUGGCCAUUUUGGAAAAAUUUUCAAAAUUCAUAAGCCAUGACACUUGGCAAGACAUGGAGCAUAUGGAGUACGGUGGAACGCAGGUGCGCCGAUGCGUCAUAAGUUUCCCUUCAACUGCCACCCACACGGUUCGGUCCGGUUCGGUUUUCACCGGUUCAUUCCGGAUUUGACCGGUUCAUACCGGUUCUUUGCCUUGAACAGUCCUAAACUUGGACCGGACCGGUAUGAGGUCCGGUUCACCGGUUUUCCGGUCGAACCGGCCAGUCCGGUCCGGUUUUGACAACUAUGCCUGAGAUACCUGUGACAAAAAAUUAAUAUAAAUUAAAACAAAAUUAAUUUAUUUAUUUUAAUUAAAUUAAAUAAUUAAUAUAAUUAAUUGGUUAUAUUUAUAAUUAAUAUAGUUAAAUAAAAUAUUAAAUUAGUUGAUCUUUAUCUCAAUCAAAUUAAAUAAACGAUUAAUAAUAAUAGAUUCUAACAACUGACAAAGCAAAUCGACGCACUAAAAUAGGGAUUUUGUUUCGCUGCCUAUAUAUAUACAUAGACUAGAGAAUCAACUAUGCAUCAUCAUUGAUUAGUUUCACAAAAUGAUGACAAGGAAAAGGAAAUCACUCUCCAACUCUGCUCCCGACGAGGCUGCCGCCGCCGCCCCUGACGCCAACGAUGGUGAAAAAGCAACGUCCGCUCCGGUGAUCACUCCUGAAUUCAGGCUUGCAAAUCACUUGCUACUCUCCAAAAAAAGCGGCGGUUACAAGAACGUUGCUUUUUCGCCUUUGUGCAUCAAACUCCUUCUUAGCAUAGUCGCCGCCGGAUCCAACGGCGCGAUUUGUGACGAACUCCUCUCGUUUCUCCGAUCAGAAUCCAUCAACGAUCUCAACUCUGUGGCAACUCAGCUCUUGUCCUCCGUGCUUGUCGACCCUUCUUCGAGUGGCGGACCUCUCCUCUCUUACGCGAAUGGUGUUUGGGUUGACAAAAACCUAUCUCUAAAGCUUUCCUUCUCACAAAUUUUGGAGAAUAUUUACAAAUCCACCUUAACUUCACUUGAUUUCACAAACAAGGGUGAAGUAGCGAAGGAGAUUAACUCAUGGGCUGAAAGAGAGACCAAAGGCGUUAUUAACAACAUCAUUGAUCCUGAUUCAAUCCAAUUGAAGGACGUGAUCAUGGCUAACACACUCUACUUCAAAGGAUUAUGGAGAGACAGCGGCACCUUCAGAAAAAUGGAUACACGGGAUGGUGACUUUCAUCUCUUAGAUGGGGGUGGCUCAGUGAAGGUUCCCUUCAUGGAUGGAAGUCACCACUAUUACGCCAUUGCUCAUCAUUAUCAAGAUUUCAAAGUCCUAAGUCUUAAUUACAGGGAAGCCAGAGAAAAUGUCCCCAAAAGGAGGUAUACCAUGCACAUUUUUCUUCCUGAUGAAAUCAACGGCUUGCCGGCUUUGGUCCAAAAGGUGUGUACUGAAUCUGAAUCUCUUGCAAAGAUGCUCCCGAGCGAUCAUAAAAUAUUAGGCAUGUUAAAGAUCCCAAGAUUUAAGUUAUCUUUCAAGGUUGAGGCUUCUCCAAUGUUAAAGGAGAUGGGUUUGGUGUUACCAUUCAUGGAAGGAGCUUUCACUGAAAUUGUGGAAGAGAGAGCUGCGUAUAUUUCCGACAUUAUCCAGAAAUGCAUCAUUGAAGUGAACGAAGAAGGGACUAAAGCUGUUGCAGCUGCAAGGGCGCAAUUACCUACGACUUCAUCAGGAAGAACAACGAAGAAGCCUCCUCCUCGUUUUAACUUUAUUGCAGACCAUCCAUUCUUGUUUCUGAUCAGAGAAAAGUAUACUGGAACUGUUCUCUUUGUUGGUCAAGUGCUCAAUCCUCUUGAUGGUUGAUGCCAUUGGUUAUCAAUAUACCAAAAAACUCAAGUUACUAGGUUGCUGAUUUAUUAAGCGAAGAUGAGUUAUUGGUCGAACUGUAUGAUAUGAAGACGAAUAUUGUUCGUUAAGGAGUGAAUUUUUGUUCGAUGCAAAUGCUUAAUUGACUAGCUUAUUGGUAUUUAUUUAAAUAGGCUAAUUUGAAUCCAUU